Microthlaspi erraticum is the source of this 981-nucleotide messenger RNA. The record is from the annotation of a GenBank genome assembly. Lineage: Eukaryota; Viridiplantae; Streptophyta; Magnoliopsida; Brassicales; Brassicaceae.
AUGAUGAAGAUGAUGAGAAACAAACCAACGAAUCUUCCAACGGCGGCAACUAACGGCGGCAGAGUCUCCGGUGGCGGCGGCGGCAGGGAGUCAGGCGGUCAUGACUGGGAAAUGAGACCCGGUGGAAUGUUGGUUCAGAAACGUAACCCGGAUUCGGAUCCUGUCGGAGCUCCACCGCCGCCGAUGAUCAGAGUCAGGAUCAAGUACGGUUCUGUCUACCAUGAGAUCAAUAUUAGUCCUCAAGCUUCAUUUGGGGAGCUGAAGAAGAUGUUGAGUGGACCAACAGGAAUACACCAUCAAGAUCAGAAGCUAAUGUACAAAGACAAAGAGAGAGACUCAAAAGCAUUUCUUGACGUUUCUGGAGUGAAAGAUAAAGCGAAGAUGGUGCUUAUAGAAGACCCGAUUAGCCAAGAGAAACGUUUUAUAGAGAUGAGGAAGAUCGCGAAAACCGAAAAGGCCGCGAAAGCGAUCUCCGAUAUUAGCCUCGAAGUUGAUAGGCUCGGCGGACGUGUUUCGGCGUUUGAGAUGAUUACCAAGAAAGGAGGGAAGAUUGCGGAGAAAGAUCUUGUUACGGUGAUUGAAUUGUUGAUGAAUGAGUUGAUAAAGUUGGAUGGGAUUGUGGCUGAAGGAGAUGUCAAGUUACAACGAAAGAUGCAGGUGAAGAGAGUGCAGAAUUAUGUGGAAACGCUCGAUGCUUUGAAGGUGAAGAACUCAAAGACUAGUGGUCAGAGACUUGAAACGAUUCAAGAACAGAAACAAGAAGAGAAACCGUUACAAUCGCUCAUGGACAUGCCCAUGAAUAGCUCACAGAAGAAGCAAGAGAUUGAAGAGGAACCGAGGAGUUCAGGGUCAGGAACUUUUGAGAUAGAUUCCUCUACUCAAUGGGAAACAUUUGAUCAUCAUCCCUUGGCUCCAUUGAGCUCGAAUACUGCAAAUAAUCACGCGAUCCCGCCCAGGUUCAACUGGGAAUUCUUUGAUUGA